GGGCCGGCGCGGCGGCAGGAAGGGGGGUCGCGGCGACAGCGCGCGGCAGCCCCCGGUGUCGCCGGCGCUGCCAGCAGCGCUCAGGGAGCUCGGCCGGGAGUCGGCGGCGCGGCGCGGCUUCCUCCCUGUCACACUCGUUGCUUCUGUGACAACCUUUAUUUUCUUCUGAGCAAAUGGAAGCCCAGUAGCACGAACCUCAGGAAGUUGUUAAGCAAUUAAAGGCUUCUCUCUCUCAGCACAUUGCAUGGUUACCAUAGUAUCCUCUGCCUCCAAGUCUUUACUGAUGAUGUCAGUAUGCAUACAGGGGCUAUUCACUGCACCUACACGAAGAUGAUUCAGCCCUUGCUAAAGAGCAUCUCUCCAUAUGUUCUAUUAUCUAGUGUCAUUUUAGGAAUUCAUGAGACUGGAAGGUUCUGAAGGAUGACUGACGCUGGUUUCUGUGAUGCCACUUGGAGUCUCCGGCACUGUGGAUUGAUAAGUAACGUGCAGAUUUAACUGCGCAACCUGGGGAGAAAGCAUCAGGAGUGCUACUACUUUUCAGCUCCUUAAGUGGACAGAAAUACAGUGUCAUCUAUCUGAAAGGGAAGAUUCUUCAACACGUUUUUACAGCUAAUAAUAAAGACAACAUAGCAUCAUCUAUCUUCCUGAUUUACAGCGCAUCACCUUCCAAGACAGAUGAUCUGUCCGAAGCUGGAGGAUGCCCACAGAGCACAUAAUAAUGAAGUGGUGAAUUGAUACUGCUGCUUCUGCCACCUAAUUGUCAGCAUCACAGCCAAUAGAACGGCACUGCCCUUUUUCUGCUCACUUAAUCAGGGCAGGAACAGCAGGGUGGACAUGGCUGGCCUCGUUAACAACCUGCUAAUACUGUUUGUGGUUUUUCAAAACAUCUGUUUGGGUUUCAGAAGCCCACUUUCUGUCUUCAAGAGGUAUAAAGACACCACCAGACCUCUUUCCAGUGAAUGCCUUGGAAGUGACCGGCCGGUGAUUUCACUUGGUCUGUCAGAUUUUGCAUUGGACAUUCGCAUGCCUGGGGUGACGCCUAAGCAGUCUGAUACCUACCUCUGCAUGUCAGUACCCCUGCCGGUGGAUGAUGAAGCCUAUGUAGUUGACUUUAAGCCUCAUGCCAGCAUGGACACUAUCCAUCACAUGUUACUUUUUGGAUGUAAUGAACCCUCUUCUACUGAAAAUUACUGGGACUGUGAUGAAGGAACAUGCAAAGACAAAUCUAACAUUUUGUAUGCUUGGGCAAGAAAUGCUCCACCCACCAGGUUACCCAAAGGUGUUGGAUUCAGAGUUGGAGGAGAAACAGGUGGCAGAUUUUUUGUGCUCCAGGUACACUAUGGGGAUAUCAGUGCAUUUAGAGAUAAACACAAGGACUGUUCUGGUGUAACUUUACAUCUCACACAUCAAAAGCAGCCUUUGAUUGCUGGAAUGUAUCUUAUGAUGUCUGUGAACACUGUAAUACCACCAGGCGAGAAAGUGGUUGAUGCAGACAUUGCCUGUCAUUACAAAAGGUUUCCAAUGCACCUUUUUGCCUACAGAGUUCAUACACACAGACUAGGUAAAGUAGUGAGUGGAUACAGAGUGAGAAAUGGUCAGUGGACGUUGAUUGGUAGACAGAGUCCACAACUACCACAGGCAUUCUACCCAGUAGAACAUCCUGUAGAUGUUAACUAUGAUGAUAUCCUAGCAGCUAGAUGUGUGUUCAGUGGUGAAGGCAGAACUACAGAGACACGUAUAGGGGGAACAGCCAAUGAUGAAAUGUGUAAUUUUUACAUUAUGUACUAUAUGGAAGCCAAGCAUGCUGUCUCAUAUAUGACCUGCACACAGAAUGCAAACCCUGAGAUGUUCAGAAAUAUACCGCAGGAGGCAAAUAUUCCUAUUCCAGUCAAGUCUGAUAUGCUAAAGGUGACGCAUGGACAUCAUGAAGAAACCAAGGGUACUGAUAAAAGUUCUUUGCUGCAGCAGGCCAAAAAAGAAGAGGAAGAGAUUUUGGAUCAGGGUGAUUUCUAUUCACUCCUUUCCAAGCUGCUAGGAGAAAGGGAAGAUGUUGUGCAUGUGCAUAAGCAUAACCCUACAGAAAAGGCAGAGUCAGAUUUUGUAGCUGAGAUUGCUAAUGUAGUCCAAAAGAAGGAUCUUGCCAGACAGAUCACAAAUCAUGAGAGGGACAAUACUAUUCUUGUCAGAGACAGAAUUCACAAAUUUCACAGACUAGAGUCUACCUUGAGGCCACCAGAGAACAGACAUUUCUCUUUACGACAGCCUAAACAUGGUGAGGGAAGCUGGGAAAAAGGACAUACAGGAGAUUUCCACAUAGAAGAGGCUGUGGAGUGGCCUGGAUUAGACCUCAAACUAGGCCAAGUUUCUGGGUUGGCUCUGGACCCUGAAAAUAACCUAGUUAUCUUCCACAGAGGUGAUCAUGUUUGGGAUGAAAAUUCUUUUGAUAGCAAAUUUGUUUAUCAGCAAAGAGGACUCGGACCAAUUGAACAGAACACAAUUCUUGUCCUGAAUCCAAGUAAUGCAAAACUGCUUCAUUCCAUGGGCAAAAGUCUAUUUUAUUUACCACAUGGUUUGAGUAUAGAUAAAAAUGGUAACUACUGGGUCACUGAUGUAGCUCUCCAUCAGGUUUUCAAACUGGGAGCACAUGACAAAGAACCACUACUGAUCUUAGGAGUGGCUUUGCAACCGGGCAGUGACAGAAAUCAUUUCUGUCAACCAACUGAUGUGGCCGUGGAUCCCAUCACUGGCAGCAUUUAUAUCUCUGAUGGCUACUGUAACAGUCGAGUCAUUCAGUUCUCUCCAAAGGGGUUGUACGUGAUGCAGUGGGGAGAAGGUACAGAGACUUCUUUAGGCAGAGCCAGACCUGGACAGUUUCAUAUUCCUCACAGCUUAGCCCUGAUCCCCGACUUCAGUCAGCUAUGCGUUGCAGACAGGGAAAAUGGUCGAAUUCAGUGCUUCAAGUUAGAGACUGGGGAGUUCAUAAGAGAGAUCAAGCACAAAUUGUUUGGAAGAGAGUUGUUUGCAGUUUCAUAUGUUCCAGGUGGUUUCCUCUUUGCAGUUAAUGGAAUGCCUUAUCCUGGAGAGGCAGAACCAGUGCAAGGAUUUGUGAUGAACUUCUCUACUGGAGAAAUAAUUGAUACUUUCAUUCCGCUUAGAAAGAACUUUGAGAUGCCACAUGAUGUUGUUGCUUCAGAAGAUAAAACAGUAUUCGUUGGAGAUGUUCAUGCCAGAGCAGUGUGGAAGUUUGCAUCCAUAGAAAAAAUGGAACAUCGGUCAGUUAAAAAGGCUGGUAUUGAGGUACAGGAAAUAAAAGAAUCAGAAACAAUUGUAGAAGCCAGAUUGAAAAACACCCCAGAACCAACAGACCAUCUAAAGAAGCAAGAAAAGCAACAUUUGGUCCAACAGGCCAGCACUGGAGUUUCCUUUGUUCUUAUUACAACUCUUCUAAUUAUUCCUGUUGUUGUCCUGCUGGCAAUUUUACUGUUUAUUUGGUGGAAGAAGACAACUGUCUAUGGAGCUGAUGGGGAACAUAAACUUGGUUCAAGUUCAGGCAGAAUUUUAGGCAAACUUAGAGGGAAAGGCGGUGGUGGUCUUAACCUUGGGAACUUCUUUGCAAGUCACAAAGGCUACAGCCGAAAAGGGUUUGACCGACUGAGCACUGAAGGAAGUGAUCAAGAAAAAGAUGAAGAUGAUGGCACAGAUUCAGAGGAAGAGUGUUCAGCACCUCCGCCUCCUUCAGCACCUUCAUCAUCCUGAAACCAGCCUUUGAGUUCUCCAUUAUAUGAUUCAACCCAGAAUGUCAGAUUCCUUUUCCCUGAAGCACGUUUAAGAUUUUGUGUAUUUAAUUGUAAACUGUACUAGUCUGUGUGGGGCUGUACACUGGUUCCUUUAAUUUUUGUUUGGUUUUAGUUCUGGUUUUUAAGUGGAGGAGUGUAUGGAAGUUCCAUAUCAGUGCCGUUGUUUUUUAUGUGAACAUCUUAAUAAAGCAAACAGUCUUCUAAUUGCAGCACUGAUUUAAAGCAGUAGUAUUUUCUCAUCUGAAUUUGGGGAUCUUGUAAAUAAGUCUUACUAUCUGCUUGAUCAAAGUAUUUUUCUCAUAACUAUUAAGUUGCCAGUUUGUUUUGUGCCUUUCCUCUUCAAUGUCCUUAACCUGUUGCAGUACAAAGAAAAUACAGUGCCACAAGAAAAUGAAGCUGCUAAAUCUUCUUCUAUUUUUUUAAAAUCACUAACAUUAUAUUGCAUUGAAGGAAAGAAAAAAGUCUCUAUUUAAUUUUUUUUCUUCUUCUAACUUGAUGUGUUUCUGGGAUGUCUUAUUUUUAGAUGGUAUCACUGUUAGAACACUAUUUUCAGAAGCUGAAUGUAAUUUGUGUAAUAAAGUAUUCGCAGAGCAUUA
This is a messenger RNA of Harpia harpyja (harpy eagle), 4393 nucleotides long. RefSeq names its product peptidylglycine alpha-amidating monooxygenase (gene PAM). Bases 835 to 3756 code for a protein of 973 amino acids. The transcript has 27 exons. Gene Ontology annotation, biological process: peptide metabolic process. Gene Ontology annotation, molecular function: protein binding; copper ion binding; peptidylglycine monooxygenase activity. Lineage: Eukaryota; Metazoa; Chordata; Aves; Accipitriformes; Accipitridae. The record is from RefSeq and is a predicted model, not a curated record. Gene Ontology annotation, cellular component: membrane; extracellular region.